UGACACUGGGAGUCACAUUGACCGCUUUUGCCAAAACUUUUACUCACUUUAUGAUAAGCUUCGGACUGUUAACAUAAAUAUUAUGAAAUAAAAUGGACGGUGUGUUUAUGUUCACAAAUUCCUCGAAGAGAGAGAUUAGUUUGAUCAGAAAAUAUAUGGUAAUUAUAUUGGAAUAAGCACUUUAUACUUAAUUACCAUGUACCUAAAGCAAUUAACGGAGUUUGUCACAUUUUGUGUUUUGAGAUUGAUCACUUUCCCUUUUAUUUGGUUAUAAAACUAACUGUAUUGACAACAAAUUGUAUGUUUUUUUGAAAAUUCGAAUUUAAAUAAGGGGAUAAUUCUGGUUUACAAAUAAACUAUAAGAAAAUGCCGAAUUUAGUUUAGAUGCAUACAUGUAGUAUUCUUGGGGCAGAAGUGGGGAUUAAAAAGAGGGGGGCCGAGGGUAGAGCGCUUCUCAGGCCUCUGGUCCUUGGGUCCUUUGUAGAAAAGUACUAGAGGCAGUUUAGACAUUGGAAUUGGAGGCUUCGUAUGUAUGCAAAAUGAAAACUAUUGAUACGGAUGGGUGGUUCAGCAGCCAAUUUACUUACAACUUUACGUCUCAUGAUUGAAUCAGUUGUCAGCUGAACACAAUUGUUCUAAUAGGAGAUGUACUAUAAAUAAAGUUUACUAUCAUAAUUUUUAAUUUUUUACAAAGUGUACACUAAAAAUACAUCAUUUUCUUUUUGCCGCUUUGGGCCUCUGACGAGCUUAAUUCGCCAUUUGGGGGGACGGUGCACUUUUUUUUGUAUAGGGAUAUAACUUCAACUUUAUUUAAUUGAUUUAUUUUUGUAAGGCAUUUCCGUUUCUUAAUGUUUAUAAAUCUCGCAAAUACGAGUGCAGUUAUUUGCAGUACCUAAUGCAUGUAUGAAAUUUUUUACAUUUUUUAUUAUAAUUUGUUUUAAUUCUUGAUUAUAUCUUAAAUCUGCAGUGAAAAUUUAAAGUAUAUCUACAAUUCGCAUAAUUUAAUUGCCUUAAUGGUUUUAUUAGCUUUAGGAAUGGGUUUAGGUAUGUCAUCCUACAGUCUAGCUUUAAAUACGUACUUUUUAAAAAAUCGCGGUAAAGCCACAGGAAUAGCAUUCACAAUCACGGGACUGGGUCCUAUAGGCAUGCCGCAGCUUAUUAGCAUGUUAAUGAACACUUAUGGAUCUAGAGGAGCGGUCUUGGUUUUAGCAGGAAUUGCCGCCCAUACGUUCCCAGCUUCUUUUCUAUUACAACCAGUUAAAUGGCAUUGGAAGUACGAAGAAACGGAAGAGAAGACUCAACACAAUAACAAUAUUAAAAACAAUGAGGCGGAAGUACCGUUUCUGGAAAGUGAACCUCAACAAUCACCACCAAGCGAAAUAUUUUACAGUAUCUCUACUACUUCUGUUGAUAAAAUAUCACUAGAGCAUCCCUCUCCACUUUAUGUAGGACAAAGUUUACCAUCCCUAAGUGAAGGUUAUCCUCUAGAACCUACCAAGACAAAGUGGUGGUCCUCUCAAUCAAUACCGUCAAUCAAUUUAGCGAGUUCGGUUAAAAUUUUUGAAGAAAAAGAAAAGAGACUGUCAGUCGUAAGUGCACAGAAACAAAACGACGACAGAGAGAAAAAGUAUUCGUCCUUAAAGAAAAUUGACGAAGACAAAGAAUCCGCAAAAAGUAAGGACACUUUUUGCAAUCCUGAUGAGAGUGUGCAGAGGAAAAAGGAAUCCUGUUUUAAAAAAUUGAUGGAAAACAUAAUACACACAUUCGAUCUAAGACUUUUAACUGAUAAAGUUUAUUUGAACAUAAUGUUCGGCAUUUCGCUAGCAGUUUUUGCAGAAAUGAAUUUUGCUAUGUUGACGCCCUUUAUGUUGGCAGAAUUUGAUCUGCAGACUUCUCAGAUAGCAACGUUUAUGUCGAUAAUAGCCGUAACGGAUUUGAUUUUUAGAUUUAUCUCACCAUUCAUCGGAGACUUUUUGAAGAAAACACCGAGAAUUAUGUACCUGAUUAGUUUGAUUAUGCUAAUUGCAGUUAGAUUUGCUUUUAUUAUCGUGCUGGACUACAAAGGGCUGUUAGUGGUAGCAGCGUUCUUGGGAAUAGCAAAGGGUGUUAGGACAGUAUAUAUGACUCUUGUUAUUCCUAGUCAUGUUCCUCUAGAAAGAUUGGCUUCCGCUUCCGGAAUACAAAUGGUAACAAACGGAUUCGUUUUUAUAUUCGGAGGACCUUUAAUUGGUUUCAUUAGAGAUGUAUCAGGAACUUACCGAAAUUGUGUGAUGUUAAUGAAUUUAUUUACAUUCAUUACAAUACUUAUGUGGACUGGAGAAAUGACGUACAGACGAAUAAAGUCUUCCAAAGCGAAAACAACAGAAAAUGAACAAACUUAAAAUUAAUUAUGAAUUUAAUGGGUACCAUGUACUAACAU
Molecule: messenger RNA, 2419 nt
Organism: Agrilus planipennis (emerald ash borer)
Lineage: Eukaryota; Metazoa; Arthropoda; Insecta; Coleoptera; Buprestidae
Product: monocarboxylate transporter 13-like
Exons: 6
Coding region: 1014-2381 (455 amino acids)
Biological process (GO): transmembrane transport; monocarboxylic acid transport
Molecular function (GO): monocarboxylic acid transmembrane transporter activity
Source: RefSeq, a predicted model, not a curated record